UAAACGACGUUCAGAGCUUUUGGAACUUUAUACGAUACACGCUGACUCCUGCGUUAUACGGCAACCAGUGGUACAACGGUGACAGCAGGGAACCAGGUGGAUUUAUGACGGACAAGACGUCAUAUGUAGUUGGACCUGUCAGACUAAGGCAGCUGAGGGUGGCCAAAGAUAGUUCAUGCAAGUUGGCCGAGCCAGUUGAAGGUAUCUUCCAGGACUGCACCAAUGCGUAUUCCUACUUGACCCAAGACAGCAGCAGCUAUGGGAUGGGUUGGUCGGAGACACCUCACGCAAAUGCAAGUUCACUGGUGCAAAAUGAAACCAAUCCUUGGGUGUAACCGUCAUUCUGCAGAUAUCCCGGUUGUAGGAACACACGCCACCUAUUGGGAUGGGGGCUACUACGUUACAUUCUCCAACAUCACGCCCACCGCCGUACUCGCCACCGUGGCACGGCUGGAGCCCAGCGGCUGGAUCGAUCGGUACACCCGAGCCGUUUUCAUCGAGAUGACGAUCUACAAUCCCCACGCCAACCUGUUCUCCGUUGUGAAUCUGUUGACUGAGUUUACUACCGUAGGAAACGCCUAUCCCCAUGUGGACAUCACGACAGUCCGUCUCUACCGCUUCCAGACCUUCUGGGCUUGGGUUGUGGUCGGCUUCCAAGGAGUCUUCAUCAUUUUCACCUUGUACUUCGCUUUCAGGGAAAUGGACCAUAUCGUGAAGCUACGGAGCUUGUACUUGAAGACGUUCUGGGGCUGUGUAGAGCUGAGUUUGGCGAUCCUAUCUCUAGCGGAAGUCGGGGUCAUGCUAUACACCUUGUACAUUGUCCUCGAGUUCCAGUCAAAACAAGGGGCAAACACAGGACCAGUUGAGAAAACGUUUGAGAAGUACCGCAGGGCUGCGUACUGGGGCCAGAUCAACACGUAUCUGCUGGGCUGCUUGGUUUGUGUGGGGACACUCAAACUGCUGCACCUCCUGCGGUUCAACAAACACGUUGUUCUCGGCGCAGACACCAUAAAGAAGGCAGCCGGGCCACUAUCCGGGUUCUUCUUGAUUUUCACCCUAGUAUUCCUCGCUUUUGCGAUGUUUGCCGCCCUCGUCUUUGGCCCUUCGGAGGAAGGAUUUUCGCCCUUCAUCGCCACGCUGGAAACGAUGCUCACGAUCUUGCUGGGAAAGUUCUAUGAGAUGUCAGACCGGAAACCGAUCAUGGGGCCGCUCUUCACCUUCUCGUUCAUCACGUUCUUUCAGUGGGUGAUAGUCACCAUGGUUGUUGCUAUCCUAGACUGCGCCAUACACGAGGUUGCAGAAGAGAACUCCCAGCAGAAGCCGGAAACUGAGCAGGUUGCAGACCUGAUGUUGGAGCGACUGCAGUCCUGGGCAGGAGGGCUGCUACAGCGUGGGAAGGGAAGGUCAUCGGCAGUCAUCAAGGAGACCUACAAGCCUACAGAGGAGGAGCUGACGGACUUCUUGACAAAUGCUGACUUCAUACGAUUCAGGGGCCAACAGGAGAAUUCAUCCACUGCUAUCGAGUUUUGCAUUGAGAAUCAAAUGUCAAGGUGUAUGUCAUCGCCAGUCAUCAAAGAGACCUACAAUCCUUCAGAGGAGGAGCUGACAGACUUCCUGACAAAUGCCGAUUGCAUACGCUUCAGCGGCCAACAGGACAAUUCAUCAACUGCAAUCGAGUUUUGCAUUGAGAAUCAAAUGUCGCUUAGGUCGUCAUCAGUCAUCAAAGAAACCUACAAUCCUACAGAAGAGGAGCUGACAGCCUUCUUGACAAAUGCUGACAUACGUUUAAGAGGCCGACAGGAGAACUCAUCAACUGCUAUCGAGUUCUGCAUUGAGCAUCAAAUGUCUUCUGCCACAGCAUAGUUUGUUAAUACGUACAUAAAGAUUACAAUUUUGCAUUUUUACGUGUAGUAAAUAUGGAAGUGCAAACCUAAAUUUAGGUAUGUUUGGGUAUAUCAUAGUCAAUAGUGCAUUCCUCAUUAUUUCACCCCAGAUGGAAACCUGGGUUGGAAACUGGAAACCCAAUUUACUACUACAUUAUUAUUAGUAUCAUUAGCUUGUCUUAAAAGUUAGGAUUCAGUGUUGUAGCCUCUAUGUAGAUUUCAACUACAGUACUGUAUACUUAUAAAACCCCUCUGUAUCUGGAAGAUAGUCAAACUUUUACCAACAUGUAUAGAAGCACAGAUUAAAUUUUAUGCUAGUACUAGUAAUAUGAAGAUUCCAGUAGACAUUGGGAUGUCACCAGUGUUUGACACUGUCAUAUAGUUUGAGGUUGCGUUUGACAUUGUACAACUUCUCAUAGAUGACAAUGAUUUGGAGAUAAGAAGUGGAUAUCAUGGACAGAUAUUGAGGAGAGAAAAAGAAGGCCCCAUCUUCAAGAAACUGUAAGAUGUAUAUUAAAAAAUAGCUUUGUUUGAGUCCAGUCUUGUUUACCAACAUUUGCUGGUCAGGUAGUGGAAGCAGACCAAAACAAAAAAGACUGGACUCCAGGCUAAGGAAUUACUGGCAUAUACAUUAUACGUGUAUAUUGAACUUUUGUUAUGCUUCAGUUGUACACAGCAAUUAAGUUCAUGUCUCCCGUCAGUUGGCAACACAUUUAAAAUGAAGUGAAAUUAGCCAUCCUACAGGUUGUGUGCACUUGGGUAUGGGCCAUAUGCACAUUUUUCAAGAGCUUGCAUACUGUAAAAGCUUGGUCCUGUUCAUGAUAUGGAGUGAUGUGAUUUUCAAUCAUUUUGGCUUGAGAAGUAGUAGAUUAACAUGCACUUGUGACUAAAGGGACUCACAGAAUGUGAUGGUAUGAACAAUUAUUCAUAGCGGUUCUUUCAGAUGUUUUGUGACAAAAAUAGUUUUAGACACAUUAGCAUAACAGUAUACAUUUGGUAGAUUGAUUUUU
Branchiostoma floridae (Florida lancelet) is the source of this 2893-nucleotide messenger RNA. RefSeq names its product polycystin-2-like. Lineage: Eukaryota; Metazoa; Chordata; Leptocardii; Amphioxiformes; Branchiostomatidae. The coding region runs from base 259 to 1863 and encodes 534 amino acids. Gene Ontology annotation, cellular component: membrane. Gene Ontology annotation, biological process: detection of mechanical stimulus. The transcript has 7 exons. Gene Ontology annotation, molecular function: calcium channel activity; calcium ion binding. The record is from RefSeq and is a predicted model, not a curated record.